This is a messenger RNA of Cladocopium goreaui, 1755 nucleotides long. The record is from the annotation of a GenBank genome assembly. Lineage: Eukaryota; Dinophyceae; Suessiales; Symbiodiniaceae.
CAAAGAAUUGCGACUGCCAUGGAGUAAACCACUGACAAACAUCUGCUGCAACAGCGCCAAGCGUCAAUGUGGUGUUACGACUGCAGUAUUUCACGGGGAGAUGCAGCAACCAACUUGGACGUUGUUCCAGGUGAUGGGACAAGUGGUGGCAAAAAUUCUGGCAUCUCAACCAUCCCUGUGGAUCUGGGCUUGAAGGAGGCAAAGCUGAAGAAAAGCAACUCCAAGAAAGGUGAUGAAUUUGAAGCGAUGGACCCGAAGACUUAUAGCUCGCCAACGCACGAGCUGCUGAAAAUGAAGGUAGAAACCGGCAGGGGUCCUAUGUCGAACGAAACAUUCAGGGCCUUGAUCAAGUCAACGACCAUGAGGGAUACCAAACUCCAAGAUCCUGAACUGGUCGUAGAGCAGGUGGAUCUUAAUGGUGAUUUGAGACGAUGGAGCUGCACACGAUGCUGCCUGGAGGAAGCAGAUUCAGAGCGCUGCGACAGAAGUCUUUGGAGUUGGGCGCUGCGAUUCUUAUGCUUCCUGGUGCUGUGCACAUUGAGUUUCAUCACUAUGGUGGCCGUCCUUGGAAAUCAGGUGGGCGAUGAACUGACCAUCGAGGUUCAUCAGGAAUGGGUGGGCACUCCCGACAAUCUGGUGGAUGCGCUCCGGGCUGAAUGUGUUGACCUACAAAGACAGGCGACAGCUUUCAUUGGAGCAAUCGAAGAGUACAAUCGCCAGCAAGGCUUUCGGCAGGUCACUUUCACCACUCGAGAGCGACAAAAGCAGGCUUCUGCGAUGUAUCUACCCAGCACUGGACCAGCCAGAGUAGUGGUGGUGCAUGGACGAAGACAGCAUGGCCUUUCGAGCUCAGCACAAACUGCUGGCUACCUUCUCCGCUUGAUGGGAAUCAGUUCAUUGAUCAUCACCGAUCUCACAUCAGUGCGAGAAAACGUCAGCGAUUGGCUUGCAGAUGAGCUGACCAUCCUGGGUGCUUGGGACUAUGUAGUGGCCGAUCCAGAUAGCCUUCUUGGUGGUGCAGUCAAUCCACAGGAAGUUGGGCUCAUAGGUUUCGAUUUCGGUGGCUUCAGCGUUCAGCGUGCCUUCGCCCAAGAGCCGCAGAUCCCAGCAAUUCUGUUGGAUGGAGUGGUACACAAUUUCAAGGUGCUAAUGAAUGCAAAGGUGCAAGAAGUUUUUGAGCUCGUGCCGGGCCUGCAACCUUUAUUCACAUCCCAGGUGCAAAGUCGCUGUGAGUUAAAUCUGCAAAAAAGAGUGGACGAGGUGUCAAGCCUCGCCGACGAUUUUGCCCAAAGAAGCACAGCGAAUAAGUCCUAUAUUGGAAUGAUGCGUUCCAGCGAGGACGCAGUGAUCCCUGAUGGGGCCACACAAGCUGCUGAAUUGAGACUGUCUGCACAGAGCUUGCCUUCAGACUCAAUUCUCUUGGACUGGACCACAACAUUUUCUGGACCGAAAAGCGAUGCUUGUUGGGAACAACGUGCGCUGCAUCUCUCAAGGACCCAAGAGUACCAAACGCAAUUGUGCGCGUUCUUCUCCAGAGCUCUGGAAGUGAGAGUAAACUGCACAGCAGUGGGAUUUGCAUUGGAUGCUCUGUGAAACAAUGGCGCCUGGCCUUGCAGGAUUUGGCCGUCUUGGGCUGACUGAGCCCCGCAGCCUGAGUCUGUGAAGCCAAGGCCUAGGAUUCAUUCGGAUUCAACGUGUUGCAGCGGAUUGCAGCGGAUUCAUGUGGAUUCCUUAGACUUUUACAAAGGUUCCCAG